AGUAGUUAGUUACUAAUGUCACGUUACGUAUGGCUGUAUAAUGUAUUGAAAUAACGGGUUGUCUGAUAAUUUUGGUAUUUACCCAAAACGAAGAGGCAAACGCAAAAAUAAGAAGUAAUUAGCCUUCAAAUAGUGAAACGAGUCCCUUGUUCUGUUCUGGCAGCUUUUGGUGUUGUUGACCGCAGGUUUAUGGACACAGCCAGUGGAGUUUCUACUUCAUGUUAGCUCAGUUAGCUAACUAGCUUAUCCGAGCGGUCGUACUGGACCGGGGCUCGCCUAACGGUUGAAGCGGAAUCAACGUAAUUUGAGGCGUAGCCUCCCGCACACCGUCAGAGCUUCAGCAGCCUAUCCCGGAGGAUCCGCCGUCACACACUUGAAAUGCCUUCUGCUUGGAACUUGUAGGUAACGAGCGGCGUCUGUAAAUAUCAAAAUGGGCUGUAUGGACAGCUAGGCGACCAUGUAAGCCGUCUUGUCGCGUAAGUCGUUUGAAUUGUGUCAGACCGCAGGAGAAAGGUAGAAGAAAAGCAGCCCUCCGACUAAAACCGACCGGAGACCACGCAGAGAGGACCAAGGUUACGUCUGAGCGCUGGUCUCUCUCAGCUGAGAAGUCGGUGUUUUACUGUGUUGUGAACUGGGCCGUUUUGAUACGUUCGUAUGCUUUCGCCUACGCCCGUCUCAACAUCCUGAGGGCAGGAAGAGACGGACGGAGAGGGAGUGGAGGGAGGCAACGGUAGCUCCGGGUUCCCCCGACACUCAGCCGAGGAGAGGCAUCGCUGAAAUGAGAUGAGGCUCAGAAAUGGAACUGUGGCCACUGCGUUAAUUUUCUUCACGUCCUUCCUCAGCCUGUCCUGGUACACAGCAUGGCAGAAUGGCAAAGAGAAGCUGAUGGCAUACCAACGGGAGUUCCACGCUUUGAAAGAACGGCUUCGUGUUGCAGAACACAGGACUCUGCAACGUUCGUCUGAGCUCAACCACAUUCUCGAGCAGUUCAGACGGGCCAUCGCCGAAACCAACGGCAGCAAAGAUGCGCUCAUUAACUUCUCAGAUGAGACACAGAAACUACUGAAGGAGCUCACAAACAAGAAAGCUCUCCAGGUGCCAAACAUCUACCACCACCUGCCUCACCUCCUCAACAAUGAGGGCAGCUUGCAGCCGGCAGUCCAAGUGGGUCUUGGACGCACAGGAGUUACCAUGGUGAUGGGGAUCCCCACAGUGAAGCGAAAGGUGAAGUCGUAUCUGUCAGAGACGCUACGUUCACUAAUAGACAAGCUCUCACCAGAGGAAAAGCUUGACUGUGUCAUCAUUGUAUUUGUUGGGGAGACGGACCUGGACUAUGUUCACAGCGUGGUUGUUGGCCUCGAAAAAGAGUUCUCUACAGAGCUCAACUCCGGUUUGUUGGAGGUCAUAUCCCCACCAGCCGCCUAUUAUCCUGACCUGAACAACCUCAAAGAGACGUUUGGAGACUCCAAAGAAAGAGUCAGAUGGCGAACGAAGCAGAAUCUGGAUUAUUCCUUUCUCAUGAUGUAUGCUGUGAGCAAAGGGGUUUAUUAUGUCCAGCUGGAGGACGACAUUGUGGCCAAGCCAAACUAUUUUGCCACUAUGAAGAACUUCGCCCUGCAGCUGUCCUCUGAGGACUGGAUGAUCCUGGAGUUCUCCCAGCUUGGCUUCAUUGGAAAAAUGUUCCAGGCUCCAGAUCUGAACCUCAUUGUUGAGUUCAUCUUUAUGUUCUACAAAGAGAAGCCUAUCGACUGGCUGCUGGACCAUAUUCUCUGGGUCAAAGUCUGUAACCCUGAGAAGGAUGCGAAACACUGUGAGCGGCAGAAAUCCAGCCUUCGCGUGCGGUUUAGACCCUCGCUCUUCCAGCACGUUGGACUCCAUUCUUCUCUUGCUGGAAAGAUUCAGAAACUCACAGAUAAGGACUUCCUGAAGCCGCUGCUCCAUAAGAUGCAUGUUAAUCCCCCAGCAGAGGUCUCCACUUCCAUGAAGGUUUAUCAGGGCCACACUCUCGAGAAGACGUAUCUUGGAGAAGAUUUCUUCUGGGCUAUCACACCUACUUCUGGAGACUACGUCCUCUUUAAAUUUGACAGACCAGUUAGCAUAGAAAGGUUCCUGUUUCGCAGCGGAAACCAGGAGCACCCAGGGGACAAGAUUGAAAACACCACAGUGGAAAUACUACCUUCAUUGGAAAGUGGACUGCAGACCAAAGAGAAGUACAAGCGAACUGAAGAUCGCUUUUACAGGAUUGGUAAUUUUGAGAAAGGUGUGGCAGAGGGAGCGGUAGAUCCAGCCUUCAACCCUGUUGUUGCCCUUCGGCUUUCCGUUCUGAAAGACUCCGCGGUGUGGGCCAUCCUCAGUGAGAUCCACAUAAAGAGGGUAUCUGGCUGAUUGUUCUGCAGGAGACACAUGAAUCUCAGCCCCUGGAGGGCCAAAAUCUCCCAGACUGCUAAUGCGGGGUCUCUAGUACCUAGCAACCAGCAGAGAAGUGAUUAGAGCUUAGAGUUGUCUAAGAAAUGCCAGCUCUCUGUCCCCGUUCUUCCUGAUUUGCUUUGUUUUUGCUUCUUAUUUAUCGGUUUCUCCCCUCUCUUCCUCCAUGACUCCCACACUCUUGUGAAUUCCAUUUAUUUUUGAGAAUGGAAACGCUACUGUCUGCAAUCAACGAAGGAUGGGUGUGAAGACGUCUGCUCGCAGCAGCUCGGACUCUCAAAGUGACUGUGUUGCUGAGCAGCUUGGAGACCAGUCAGAUAGUUGCUGGAUGAAAGAGGCCGAAUCUUUACAGGUGGAGAGAACCAGUCCACCUGGCCGGUUGGUGGAGAUGCUGCCAAAUCCCUCAAUUACUCAAUGCUGCCACACCUGGGCGAGUGGGGGCAUUGCACUGUCUCUAGUGCCUCAGCGAACCCAGCGAUGAUUAAGAAUGUCUACGUCUCUAAAGGCCAGUUGUUCUCCGUUCCGAGCAGAAAUGGUGGAGGUCUACCCUCCAACACGUGACUCUAGAUUAAUCAACACCAGCCCAAACAAAAUCUUUUUGUCUUCACUGCAAUCAAACAAAUACCGGUCCCGUUGUUACGCUGGUGAGCUUAUUGUUCCAUCUGAGUGAUAUUUGACUGUAGGGCAGCCUAAUGAUCCAUAAAGAAAAUCAGCACCUUGACGUCCAAUCUUUCUCACCUUUUUGUCUGACAUGCUGUUUGACCUUGAGGUCAGUUUAUAGUCGACUAACUUGGACAUUAGCCUGGCUAAAUUUCCCAGAAAAGAUAUAUUGUUAUACUGAUAUUAUUAUUAUUAUUAUUAUUAUUAUUAUUACUACAGCUAUGACGAUCUAUGAAGUUGACUUAAUUUAUUGGAAAUAAAUCUUUAAUUUGUACAAGAGGUAAAAUAUAUUUUUAUUCUAAGAGAUGUUUACGGUAGUUACGAGUCUGUUUUUAUGUAAUUUUUUUCUUUUUAAUCUGAAUUGCUUCUGUGCAUCCUUAUAUUCAGGCAUACAUUCACCUCGUUGCAAAGUCCUGAAUCGCAUUAAUUUGAAUUGCAUAGAAACCUGUUUGCAGGGUUCCUACACAUUAAGGAAACUUUUAAUUCGCACUCCAUGCUUUGUAACAAACGUGUUGACUUGUGUAAAAUUAGUUUUCUAGAAUCUUCUGUGCUCCACUUUCAAGAACGUAAAAAUCGGACGUUUUGAAAACACAAUCACAAAAACAAUCAGUCGCAACCUUUUAAGAUAUUGAGAUAAUGAUGUGCUAUGAACCUUUAUUUUAAUAAUUUAUCAGGCUACAAUGGGAAAACCAAGAAGAUGAUCUUGAAGUCUUGGAUUUUGCUCUGUAACGACUUGAGUAAAGCUAUGGAGUCUGUUAUAUCGAGAUAAUGUAACUGUCAUGACAAAAUAAGCUUGAGGAUUUUAUCUCACUAUAAUGAAACAAUGAUGCAAGUAGUGCAUGUGAAAACACCCAAACCAUUUGUUAUACCAACAAAACAAAACUAAUUUGAGAUUUCAAUUUCUGAAGAUAAAGUGAUAAAAAAUUAUCAAAAUAAAAUGAUCAGUAUGAAGAGUUAAAAGCUGUAGUGCUUGUUAUCCUGAGAUGAUGAAACUCAACUUGCCUGAUAUCUUGAUAUCAUAAAAUAAGCUGUAAAAGUAUCAUGAUUUUAAUACUGCAGCUAGCUAAAUGUACAGAGAAUUUAGCUAUCACAAUAAAAUCAAGUUGGUUGGUUAGGCUAUUAGAAAACUGAUGUAGAACAAGUGGAAUAUUGAAAUAUGUGAAGUGUAGGAACCCUGUUGUAGAUAUGGGUCUAAAAUAGGACAAAUGUGCCUUAUAACACAGUUAUUUUAAAAAUUGCCCCAACAUCUUUAUAAUUCGUUCCCUCUUGGUUUCUUCCCUAGAAAUACAUUGUAUGUUAAUAUUUAAAAAUAACAGUAUAAACUGAUGUCAAAGAUGAUCUUACUGCUGUCCAAAAUGAGUGAAAGACGUAGUUAUAUUAGCUCAAUCUCUGACAUAGCGAUAUUUGCACUGCUUUAUUGUUUUUUGUUUUGUACUGUUUUUGUUUAAAUCGCACUGUCCUCAUUGUACCUCACUUUUCACCUCCACGCAUCUUUUUAACAAAUUCAGCCAUUUAUUUUGUCAAUUUUUAUUGGACAGGACAUGACUACUGAUCAUUAGAGUGCACUUCUGAUUGUACAUACUACAUCUAAAAUAUAUAUUCUAUCACUUUUUUUCCCAUUUGAAGUAGUUUCUUUCUACAUUUUCAUGUUUGUGGCCAAUUAUCUCAGUGGAAACUAUUUGUAAGUAAAACUUGACUGAUCUUUUGUAUUAGUGAUUGUUGUUUUCAUUGCAAAGGGGGUUAGUGAAGUGCCUUUAGGUGGGAUUGUUUUCUAAUGACUCUAAUUUCUGGCUUAUGCUUGUUUGCAUUCAUGACAUGUACGGUAAUUUACAAACAUUUUGUUUAGAUCUAAAUGGGUUUUAACCCAAUCGAAGUAUGUGCUCCGUCCAGUCUCUCUGGUUCAUCUUUUAAUUUGGAAAGCUGAGCACAGUAAUGUUCGAAAAUGACAUUUUCCUCCUUCCACGAUGUUUCCUCUGCUUUCAUAAACAAAAAAUGAGCACAUGUAAGGGAAGAAUUGUCGUGUGAUCUUCGGGAUUUCCCCCGCUCCUUUUUAAGGAAGAGGGACAGGAAAUGAAAACAAAACAAAAACAAAAAAAACCACACACACACAAAGGACAUUCACCCAAUCACCUCCAAUGCUCAUCAGUUUAUGUGCCUUCAUUGUGUUCAUGUGUUUGCCUGACUUUGGUGAUAUUUUUUGGCAUCAAUUUUCCAUGAACGUAAAUUUUAAAUAAACAACUGUUCUGGUUAGAAGUAAUGA
This is a messenger RNA of Xiphophorus maculatus (southern platyfish), 5344 nucleotides long. RefSeq names its product mannosyl (alpha-1,3-)-glycoprotein beta-1,4-N-acetylglucosaminyltransferase, isozyme A (gene mgat4a). The transcript is spliced from 17 exons. The record is from RefSeq and is a predicted model, not a curated record. Gene Ontology annotation, cellular component: Golgi stack; endoplasmic reticulum-Golgi intermediate compartment; endoplasmic reticulum. The coding region runs from base 784 to 2385 and encodes 533 amino acids. Gene Ontology annotation, molecular function: acetylglucosaminyltransferase activity. Lineage: Eukaryota; Metazoa; Chordata; Actinopteri; Cyprinodontiformes; Poeciliidae. Gene Ontology annotation, biological process: protein N-linked glycosylation.